This is a messenger RNA of Lizanozyma spartinae, 1374 nucleotides long. It is a transcript of the gene LTV1, whose product is annotated as Ltv1p. The record is from RefSeq and is a predicted model, not a curated record. Gene Ontology annotation, biological process: ribosomal small subunit export from nucleus; ribosomal small subunit biogenesis. Lineage: Eukaryota; Fungi; Ascomycota; Pichiomycetes; Serinales; Debaryomycetaceae. Gene Ontology annotation, cellular component: preribosome, small subunit precursor; nucleus; cytosol. The coding region runs from base 1 to 1374 and encodes 457 amino acids. The transcript has a single exon.
AUGGCCAGAAGAAAGUUUGAUAAGAAAACGGCCAAAACAUUUUCUGUGGUUCACAGAGCUCAUGAUGACGCCAAGUUCUUUGACGACGAAGCCUCGUCCCAUGUGCUUGUGGAGGUACCACUGAAGAAAAAACCCUAUUUACCAGAUGGACCCUUAAAGACCAUGGCAUACACUGCUGAGGACGUUUCCAAGCAACUUGGAGAUGCUGAUAUACGAGAAAACGAAGGGGAGGCUGCUAAAUAUGGGAUUUACUACGAUGACUCCAAAUAUGAUUAUAUGCAACAUUUGAAGCCCAUUGGAAACUCCGAUGGGGUCUUCAUAGCUGCUAAAGAUGACAAGGAGAAGAAGAAUAAUAAGAAGGAACUUGACAUUGAAAAGUUAUUUGGAGAUCAAUUGCCCUCCAAGGAGAAGCGUAAAGUAUCUCAGAAUCCAUAUGAAAACAUACCGAAGGAGUUGCAAGGUUUGAACCCUGACAUGGAUCCAAGAUUGAGAGAAGUCUUGGAGGCUCUUGAAGAUGAAGAGUAUUUAGAAGAAGCUGAGGCAGUUGAUGAUGAUGAUCUUUUCAACAACUUGUUGCAAUCUGGUGAAGUUGAGGAUGAAGAUGACUUUUAUUAUGGUUCUGAUGCCGAUCAAUACUAUGAUGACGAGUACGAUGAAUGGGACAUGGAUAAUUACCAGGAAGAAUACGAUGAAAAGUACGAUUCAGACAAAUAUGAAGAGGCAGAGAACCCUUAUAAUGAAGGCGAGGCACCCGAAGAUAUUGUAACCAAUGCUAAGGUCAACACUAAUUGGGAGAAGAGUUUCAAUAUAUUCCAUCAGAAGACUAAGAACCAGGACAACGAAUGGGAUUCUGAUAAUGAGUUUGACGACGAUAGUGAAGGUCAAGAAGAACAAGAAGAAGGCGACGAUGUAUUGGGUAGUCUACCUUCUAUUGCCCAUAAGCGAGUCAGUAAGACCAAGUUAAGAAAGAAGAAGGGAGCAAUGACAGAUACCUCUGCGUUCUCUAUGUCUUCCUCAGCCACAUACCGUACAGAGGGAUUAGCACUUCUAGACGAUCGCUAUGAGCAAUUGGUAAGAAGAAUGAAUAAAGAUGACAUUAUAGAAGAGAACAAAGAAUACCAACCAUUUGAUAUGCAGAAUGAAAGAUCGGACUUUGAAGGUUUAGUCGAUGACUUCCUUGACAACUACGAGUUGGAGCGUGGAGGAAGAAAGUUGGUCAAGAAGAAUGAAGAGUUAAAGAGAAUGCAAGAGUCUGCAGAUUCUGUUUCAAAGAGUAAGACUGCUGCUGCCAGAAGAAAGAAAAAAGAAGCUGCUGCCAAUGCCAAUGAUCCAAUGAAGAGCCUCGGCAAGUCUCUCGGAUCUCUUAAGUUCUAA